This is a messenger RNA of Ambispora leptoticha, 487 nucleotides long. The record is from the annotation of a GenBank genome assembly. NCBI's taxonomy places the organism in Eukaryota, Fungi, Glomeromycota, Glomeromycetes, Archaeosporales, Ambisporaceae.
CAAUGCUAUGGAACUCACCAUAGUUCCGAAAUUAUCCCUUCAUCAUUAUAUCAUUUUAUUGUGAAAACUUUUACAGCAAUAUGUAAUGGACAAGGCCGGAAAACUUUAGGAAAGAUGCUUGGAUUUGGAACUGAUAGAAACCUUCUGGAACAAACAUGGCAGAAGGAACUUUAUAGAGUCGGAACACAAGUGUUAGGGAAGGAUCACUUUCUGUCAUUUGAUGUAGGUGCAGUUUUUGGAUGUGAUGGAUACAUAGACUUUUAUGUGGAUGAGUUGGAAUGGGCAAUAGAGCUCUUGAAAGAUGGUAAGGAUAUGGCCGAGCAUAGUAGGAGGUUUGAACCUGCGGGAGAAUAUAAAGAGAUUGUUAGAUAUGCAAAGAGUAUAGCUAUUAUUGAUGUUCGCAGUGAAUCAAAAAAAGUUCGAAAAUUGCAGAAGGAUUUCGUAUAUGCAUCAUACUCUGAAAAUUAUGAUGCAUUUAAAAUAGAAU